Molecule: messenger RNA, 906 nt
Organism: Sycon ciliatum
Lineage: Eukaryota; Metazoa; Porifera; Calcarea; Leucosolenida; Sycettidae
Exons: 1
Coding region: 1-906 (301 amino acids)
Source: RefSeq, a predicted model, not a curated record
AUGGAGUUUCUCACUGGACUAAGUAAUGGGGCAUGGAAAAGUCUGUGGUCCUACCUGCAAGUACGCCCAGGUGCAAUCUUGAGUGAAAAAUCAGCAGCAAGAGAGCAAGAAGGCCGGAAAAUAGCUCGUGGCAGUGGCCGUGUCUCUAUCCUGUCACAAGAAGAUCAGCUACUACUCACGCUCAUGCGUCUUCGCCUCGGCCGACUUCAAGAAGAGUUGGCUUAUAGCUUUGGUGUUAGUGAGAGUGCUGUUUCAUCGAUACUGAAGAUGUGGAUCAGUUUCCUCUACCUUCGUCUUGCAAUGAUGCCUAUCUGGCCGGAGUGGGAUGAUGUUGCAAAGUCAAUGCCGCAAUCGUUUAAACAAUCAUUUCCGGACACCUUCAUCAUCCUAGAUGCUACAGAGCUACGCUGCGAGAUUCCUAGCUCACUCUCAUUACAGUCACAGCUCUAUUCGUCGUACAAGUCCCAUACUACGGUUAAGGGUCUUGUUGGAAUCGCACCAAAUGGUACAUUCACGUUUAUUAGCCAACUCUUUACUGGCUGUAUCAGCGACAAGCAGCUUGUGGUCGAGAGCGGUAUCAUUCCACUGCUCGACUCUGUGCCACCAGGCAAGCGUGUGAUGGCAGAUCGUGGCUUCGCAAUCCAGGACUUGCUUGUUAAGCCUGGGCUCAUCUUAAACAUUCCUCCGUUCAAGGGCUCAAGAGCGUUCAUGCCCAAGGAAGAUGUUGUCAAGACACAAAAAAUUGCCAGUGUUCGUAUUCAUGUCGAGCGCGCCAUCGGCAGAGUCAAGUCAAGAUCUCACAUCUUCGACAAAGAUAUACCGUUGGUGCAGUUUGCUUCCAUCAGCCAGGUCUGGACAAUCUGCUGUUUGUUGAGCAACCUCUCUGGCCCACUGAUUGUGGAGUAA